Molecule: messenger RNA, 3497 nt
Organism: Pygocentrus nattereri (red-bellied piranha)
Lineage: Eukaryota; Metazoa; Chordata; Actinopteri; Characiformes; Serrasalmidae
Product: gastrula zinc finger protein XlCGF7.1-like
Exons: 2
Coding region: 1499-2362 (287 amino acids)
Biological process (GO): regulation of DNA-templated transcription
Molecular function (GO): DNA-binding transcription factor activity, RNA polymerase II-specific; RNA polymerase II cis-regulatory region sequence-specific DNA binding
Source: RefSeq, a predicted model, not a curated record
ACCAAAUUGUUCACAAGCUUGUUUAAACUGGUUUCAUAGCCAAGCUGCUAAGAUCUCUAAACAGCUUGCUGAGCUUGUCCACUUUGGCAAAAUUGUUCAUCCCACAACCCCAACUGGGUAUGAAAUUACCAUGAAGGAACUUUUACUUUUUAAUAAUGCAUCCUCUACAAUGCUUGUUUAAAAAAAAAUCUAACAUUUACAUGACAAUCCAAGCCAUCUACACUCUGCACUAAAUUAUUAACUGUACACACGUCAAUUUUGAAUGUCAAGCUAAGAUUUACUUUGCAAGGGCACCCUCUAUUCAGCCAGUUACAGACCUUUGUGCUGCAGCCUAAAUAAAAAAGAAAAAGAAACAUCACCACACAGAGAGGAUAUUAAGCCAAAAGACUCAUUAGGAAUAAAUAUUUCAUGUUUAAAUCCUUUUUCCAUCUCCCAUGACUUCUCAAUGUUUUCUAUAUGGUCCUAUGUAAAAACAUUUAGGCACCUCUGGUCAAAUUACAUGUCUUCUUGAUUUUCUACAAGUUUAUAUUCAGUGUUACUGUUUAUUUGCUUAAUUUAAUACAUUAGAGGAAAAAACAAAGUAUCUGUGCAAAGGUUUAGACAUGCUUUCAGUCAAUGGUGAUCAUAGCCAAGAAGUUGUCUUUUUCAUUAGACCACAGCACUUUCAGAUAUAGAUUCAGAUAUUGACAUGCAUGAUAAAAUCAGUUACAGUUACCUUCUGAUGAUUUUAACAUGCACAGUAGACCAGUACAUCACUGUCAUGCCAGCCAAAUCUUCCUGUACAUCUUUGGGAGAGUGGAAGGGCUUUGCUUUGUGUAGUAGGCAUGUAUACAAGCAGUUUGUUUUCAGAUAUAUUUCUUGUUUUUCCAGAUUUUGUCUUGACAUAAAUAGUUAAAUAGCAUUAAGAAAUUGUAAUUAUUUUGGACAGUGAAAGUUUUUAAGCAGGAAGUAUUUAGAUACAUAUUAUUAUAUUACUGACUCACUUUGUAUGAGUGAAACAUCUGUAGUUUCAGAUCCUCAGUCAGCUGUUUACAGGAGCAGUGGUUGUGAAGUAUAAAAUUUAAGAACUUUUUCAUAUUUUGGCUCCUUAACGACCUUAGGAUCCAGGAUUAACAGUGAUAAUGUCAGUGUUUGAGAGAAUAAUGCAGGGAAGACUCUUAGGAUAAAACACAUCAAGUUUGAAAUAGUUUUGUUAAGUACAGCAUGUGAUGGUGGUGGUUUUCAGAUAAUCACAGAUGUUUUUGCCAUGGUGAAAUCCAGCCUACUUCUGUAGUUAUUAUAUUCUGUUGUUUUUAUUACAGUUAUCUAUUGACCUGUUGACACAACUUGAGUGAUCUACAUCUGUUUGAAGAGUUUCAGUAAUUAGAAAUGAAUGAUGUCCUGUUUCAAGUCUUCUCCUGCACUUUCAUAUCCAGCUUAAAUGUGCUUCUGUAAACACGUUAGGACAUUCCACAAAGAGGAACUUUUAAGCUGCUGAAGCAGGUCUUAUUUAAGAAAAAUGGCAUCCAGAAGACGUUCCAGUACUCGGCAAACAUCAUCUGGUACCCUUCACAUGAACACAUCUCGCAGACAAAUGCAGAAAUGUGGGAAGGAGAGAAAUCACUACUGCUUGGAUUGUGGAAAGAUUUUUACUCAAAAGAGUAGCCUCAAAAUACACCAGCGGAUUCACACAGGAGAGAAGCCGUAUCACUGCUCAGAGUGUGGGAAGAGUUUUAGUCGACAGAGUCAUCUCCAACAACACCAGCUUAUUCACACAGGAGUUAAACCAUAUUACUGCUCAGAAUGUGGGAAGAGAUUUAAUGUACAGAGUAAUCUGAAAACACACCAGCGCAUUCACACAGGAGAGAAGCCAUAUUAUUGCUUAGAGUGUGGGAAGAGUUUCAAUCGUCAGAGUUCUCUCCAAGAACACCAGCACAUUCACACAGGAGUUAAACCACAUUGCUGCUCAGAAUGUGGGAAGAGUUUUACUCUACAGAGUAAUCUAAAAAUACACCAGCGCAUUCAUACAGGAGAGAAGCCUUAUUACUGCUCAGAGUGUGGGAGAAGUUUUAAUCGUCUGAAUCAUCUCCAACGACACCAGCGCGUUCAUACAGGAGAGAAGCCUUAUUACUGUUCAGAAUGUGGGACGAGCUUUAAUCAAUACAGCUCUCUUCAACAACACCAAUUAACUCACACAGGAGAGAAGCCGUAUCAGUGCUCAGAGUGUGGGAAGUGUUUUAAUCGUCAGAGCUCUCUCCAACAACACCAGCGCCUUCAUACUGGAGAGAAGCCUUAUUAUUGCUCAGAGUGUGGGAAGAGUUUCAGGCAUUCCAAUACUAUGAAAACACACAAGUGCACUAAGAGCAGUGGUGGAAAUGGGUAGUAAUGAGUAUAAUCGUAAGACAUUUGGGGAGUAAAAGUCUACAGGAAAUCAUGCUUCCAGCCCAGAUUUCAAAAAUCCAGAUUCCCAACUGUUUUUAGUUGGGAAAUUCAAAUUUUGUUGUUUUACAUGGUUUCUUCUACAUUAGGAAUGAACUUCUACAUUCUACAUUCUACAGGAACUUUUGAUAAUAGUAUUAGUAUUAUGAUGAAAAACAAUUGAGAAGCUCCACAUUCAAUAUUAUGUUUCUAGUUUAGUAUAUCUAAGGUAAUCAAGUGUUUCAACUGCAAUAGUGGAAGUUUUGACGGUUGUGACGUGCUUAGCUCGCGGAGCCCUUUUUUUAAAUUCUUUGAGUUUUUAACAUGUUAAUUAGUUAAUACUUGGUACAAUGAAACUGUCAUUUCCCUUUUAAUCUUUAUGAGCUAUGCUAUGCUUUCUGUAUGCUAUAGUAAAUAUGUAAUUAGGCAUAUUUUUGUUUUACUGAGCAGAACUGAACGGCUAAGUAAAGGAGAUACUGACGUAUAAAAGACUGCCAGACAUCAAGCUAUUUAAGUGACAUAUUGGUGACCUUACCUCAGUAUGGCCUAUGUAUGCCUGUUCUAUGUAGCAAAAAGUUGCGUACAGGCCAGACUACAACUCAUGAACUUUCCACUACUGUUCUCUGGCACUUUAAGGACUGCUGUGCUUUGUGAUGCUUGGAGAAUACUUAUUCCUUGAGAAUUGUGCUGUGACAGAAAUUGACUUUAACGCCCAUCUCCAAUGUAUCCUACCAGACAUGGUGGUAACCAGUGGUUCAGGUGUGGUUCUGUCAUUGUAGAACUUAUUGGGGAUGUUUAAGGCUUUGGCCCUGAGUGAGGGCAACUCCUUCAGAUGUCAUUAAGAUGUGCAUGACCACCACUAUUUUUGUUGAUUAAACCACCAAUGACACUGUGUUCAUUGAUGUUCCUGAACCAGUCCUAUCUGCAUUUAAAGUCUGUUUGUUGGUUGUAUAUAGUGAAUUUGUACUUCUGCAUUUCAGCAUGUUGUAACCAUGUUAAAUUUUACUGUUUGUAUUUGUAUUAAAUGUUUGUAUUUCUUUUCUAUGAAGGGUAUGUGUGCUACUUCAUGUUGUCAUAUGUUAAAAAAGAGGAAAAAAGCU